AUGGCGUCGAGGAAUCGGACUUUAAUCUUUAGGAAAUACAGGGACGCGUUGAGGAGUGUGAGGGUUCCUACCGGCUCUUCGCCUGCUUCUGCAUCGCCAUCGACUAGCUCUGGCACUGGUGGACCGGUGAUUGAAUUGGUUAGCUCGUCGUUGUUGCAUCCGAAUCGGUCGUACGCUCCCUUAAGUACUGAGGAUCCGGGUAAUUCAAGUAAGGGUGCUCUUACUGUGGGUCUACCUCCGGCUUGGGUGGAUGUAUCCGAAGAAAUAGCUGCAAAUGUGCAGCGUGCACGAGUAAAGAUGAUGGAGUUAGCUAAAGCUCAUGCAAAGGCUUUAAUGCCUUCAUUUGGAGAUGAUAAAGAAGAUCAACGGUUAAUUGAAUCUCUCACGCAAGACAUAACUAACUUAAUCAAGAAAUCAGAGAAGGGGCUCAAGAGAUUUUCCGUAGCUGGACCUUCAGAAGAUUCCAAUAUCAGAAAAAAUGUUCAGCGAUCUCUUGCCACUGACCUUCAGAACCUCUCUAUGGAGCUUCGCAAGAAACAGUCAACUUAUUUAAAGCGCCUACGGCAGCAAAAAGAGGAAGGUCAAGAUGGGAUUGACAUAGAGAUGAAUCUAAAUGGAAAUAGGUCGAGAAUGGAGGAUGACGAUGAUUUAGAAGACAUGGUAUUUAACGAGCAUCAGAUGGCUAAGGUGCGAAAGACUGAAGCAUUCACUGCAGAAAGAGAGAGAGAGAUCCAACAAGUAGUAGAAUCCGUGAACGAGCUUGCUCAGAUCAUGAAGGACCUAUCAGUACUUGUCAUAGACCAGGGUACCAUUAUCGAUAGAAUAGAUUACAAUAUCCAAAAUGUUGCGACAACAGUCGAGGAGGGCCUUAAGCAACUGCAGAAGGCGGAGAGAACACAGAAACAAGGGGGGAUGGUAAUGUGCGCGUCCGUGCUCAUUAUCAUGUGCUUUGUCAUGUUGGUUCUCUUAAUCCUUAAAUCCAUCCUAUUUUGAUUAUCAAGUAUAAUAUACAAUUCCAGAUAAAUGCAUAGUUACCAACAUUGUUCCUCAGAGACCUUUACACAAAAAAUGGUAGUGGCGUUUCCAGGCCAAUCAGAGAAAUUCUUGAGCACAUAGGACUCAUUCCCCUGUUUGGUGUGUGCCGGGGAAUGGGGAGGAGGGACUUAGCUUCUCUUGAAUUACAGAGUUAUGGACGGAAUAGUUUGUAUAGAAAUUGAUUGGGCACUGGAAACUUGUCAUCCAUCGUACCUCUGCUGAUAAUUCUUUUGAUUUUCAUGAGUUUUUAUAGAAGUUGAUUCUUGGCUGUCCCACUUACUUGGAGAAUCAUUCUGUUCACUUUCAUGUAUUGACUGAUGUUUGUACUUUGUACUUUUAUUAUUUCAGUGCAAUAAAAUUGACACAUAAAGCCUUAUAUCCAA
Molecule: messenger RNA, 1418 nt
Organism: Cucurbita maxima (winter squash)
Lineage: Eukaryota; Viridiplantae; Streptophyta; Magnoliopsida; Cucurbitales; Cucurbitaceae
Product: syntaxin-43-like
Exons: 8
Coding region: 1-993 (330 amino acids)
Biological process (GO): intracellular protein transport; vesicle-mediated transport; vesicle fusion
Cellular component (GO): membrane; endomembrane system; SNARE complex
Molecular function (GO): SNAP receptor activity; SNARE binding
Source: RefSeq, a predicted model, not a curated record